GGCUGAGGCAGAUAAGAAAUACACGCACGUGUUUUUAUGACUUCACGAGUUUUGGUAACAGAUUGCUAUUUUUAGACAGAAUACGUUGUGAAAUCUGCUCUCACUCUUAUAAACACGACUGCGUUUUACUCACUAGAAAAUGUCUCCACUUAAAUCGUCUGUGAAGCUGAGACUAUUGUUCUGAAAAGCGGAAGUUGUUGUAGUCCGUUUUGAUACAGAACGCUAAUGAGCCGUCUCCCUCGUUCACGGUAACUAAAGAUGGAGUCGCCAGAAAACCUGCAUGGUCCAGCAGUCGGUGUCGGGCAGGAUGCUACACCAACCACCGUGGACGUGGACACCGCAGUGUUUCUGCUGGGAGCGGGUGUAACAACCCUCACACACCCGCUGCUGUACGUCAAGCUGCUAAUACAGGUGGGACAUGAGCCUCUUCCCCCGACUGUGGGCACAACUAUGUUUGGAAGGAGAGUCUUAUACCUGCCUGGCUUUUUCUCUUAUGCGCAGCAUAUUGUGAAGGUGGAUGGAAAGAGAGGACUUCUUCGCGGCCUCUCACCACGUAUUGUAUCCAGUGCCAUCUCUACUGUGGUGAGGAGCAAAGUUAAACAGCAGGUAGACGUCCUGUUUAAGAACGGCGAACAGCAGAAUUCACUCAGGAAAGUGGUCAAAGAGACCUCACAUGAGAUGAUCAUCCAGUGCCUGUCCAGAGUAGCCACCCAUCCUUUUCAUGUUAUGUCAGUACGCUGCAUGGCUCAGUUUGUUGGCAGAGAAGUCAAGUAUGGUGGGAUGCUCAGCUGUAUGGUCAAGAUUUUCAAGGAGGAAGGAGUUGCUGGAUUCUAUGUUGGUCUCAUACCGCAUGUCCUGGGAGAGGUUCUGUUUCUGUGGUGUUGUAAUCUCCUGGCUCACUUUAUUAACACCUAUGCUGUGGAUGAAAGUCUCAGUCAAGCCUCCGCAGUGAGAAGCUACACUAAAUUUGUGAUGGGCAUUGCAGUAAGUGUCCUUACAUAUCCAUUCAUGCUGGUUGCUGAUCUUAUGGUGGUAAACAAUUGUGGACUGGCUGCAGGACUUCCUCCUCUGUCACCCGUCUUUAGCUCCUGGCUGCACUGCUGGAAUCACCUGAGCAACAAGGGUCACCUCUUUAGAGGAUCCAGUUUCUUUUUCCGCCGAGUGCCCUUGACCUCCAUCGAGGACUAACAUGGUCAUCGCCACCUUCUGCUCAGAAACAUUUUCCAAAGAUAUUGAUCCCGUCCUUUGUCAUCAGCCUGCUGUAUCCAUCCGGACAGCCACGUGUAGCUGAAGCAGCAGAACUUUUUUUUGAAGUAUAGAAGCACAUUCAUUGUUAUGAUUACACCAGCCUGCACCCCUUUCCUCCCUGCUUCCAAACAAUGCACCAACUAUGGGCACUGUUUUGUUGCUGAGACCCACAAGGACAUUUACAAAUGAUUCUCACAUGAAAUUAUUUAUUUGACUGACUUGCAGUGAGAACAAUGCUUCCAAAUUGCACCAAUAUGUUUGUUGGUACCUCUGCUAUAGUCUGCAGCACUUUAUAUAUCUCUGGUUGUUUUAAAACUUGUCAUUUUGCUUGAUUUUACAUGUUAUUAAUCCACUCCAGUGUUGCAGCUGAACAGAUGAUCUGUUUUCAGUUUCUUUGCAAUUAAAAUUCUCUCUCUUUUUCUUGAUGUUGGUCUUGCAAACUCAGUAAAGAAGUAAUGCUAUUUUUUUAAGUAAAAAAUAUUUUCUUUAAAAAGGUUUGGAGAAAUGCAUGAAAGUCAAGAAGCUCAAGAUAUUAUAUAUGCCAGAGUCUAAUGAAAACAGAGAAAUAUGAUUUUGAAGUCUGUACAAUGUUUUCAUUUUCAUCAGUCAGCCUUUAAACCUUUAAACCUUCCACUCGAGUGGUUAAAAGCCUGUUAACAGUGUGUUCGUUCUGAAAGCAUCCAUGUUCACUCGUCUGACUGAUAAAUGAAUUCUGCUUUACGUUUGUGUCUCCAGUGACAACCCCACCUGCCUGUUUUUAUUGAUAAAAAUAAAAUCUUUGCCACAACA
Molecule: messenger RNA, 2037 nt
Organism: Oreochromis aureus
Lineage: Eukaryota; Metazoa; Chordata; Actinopteri; Cichliformes; Cichlidae
Product: mitochondrial carrier homolog 1-like
Exons: 12
Coding region: 259-1188 (309 amino acids)
Biological process (GO): positive regulation of apoptotic process
Cellular component (GO): membrane; mitochondrion
Source: RefSeq, a predicted model, not a curated record